This is a messenger RNA of Salvelinus sp. IW2-2015, 5273 nucleotides long. RefSeq names its product interferon-induced very large GTPase 1-like. The record is from RefSeq and is a predicted model, not a curated record. NCBI's taxonomy places the organism in Eukaryota, Metazoa, Chordata, Actinopteri, Salmoniformes, Salmonidae. Gene Ontology annotation, molecular function: GTP binding.
ACAUCACUACCACAUCUUCACACAGCAUCACUCUCUCUGACCUGCAAUGUGGUACUCAGUACUCUGUCACUGUCUGUACUGUGCUGGAAAAUGGAAGACAAAGUCAACUGGUGUCAACAACCCUCACUACAAGACCUUUUCUCAGGGAGCUGUUGUCAAAGACUGGACUAGAAGAUCAUUAUGAAAACAAGCUGAUGUUAAGUACCGUCCUUGAGAUAAAUGCUGAUACUACUUCAGAUGAAUCUCUUACCACUAUGCAGUCACUUCCAGGGGCCUUCCUUAAGAGAUUAAUGAUGACAAAUGUGAAUGCUAGGAGUGUGACACUAAAAAGUGACACUGAUGAAAGUGACUCUGAUAACAGUUAUGCGAUUAAUCCACUGGACCUGAUAACUGCCCUGUUUCUGUGUUCAGAUGGUUUCCUGCAGCAGGAGAUGGUCCAGAAAAUGUCCAUGUGUCAGUUUGCUGUUCCUCUGCUGCUGCCCAACUGUGACACAGAACAAAGCACKUUGAUGCUGUGGGCCUUGAGGGACAUAGUGAGGAAGUUUAGACYCUCUUCACAAGUAGACACMAAGUCCUUCAUAGAGGAGAGAAUUGUACUCUCUGAWAUYCCUAUGGUGUCCUUUGUUAGGCUAGGAGACAGCGACUUGUCCAAGUCUAAUAUGUUGAACAAACUGCUAAGUAAUCCUGACACAUUUGUCCAUCGUGAUAUGGACUGUGGUGAUGUACCUCGGAAGAUUUCAGAUGGUCURGUUGAAAUCAGCUGGUACCUCCCAUGUGGGAAAAGAAACAUAGACAGGUUCACCAAGCCUGUGGCUUUUGCCAAUCUCAGAGGAGACAUCAGGUCCUUUAAGACACAGUUUUCCUUUCUGUGUCAAACAUCAGCAGCAAUUUACAUGUUUAGUGAUGAAUUGGAGGCGGAUUCUGAGGUUUUGAAAGACAUGAAAACAGAAUUAUUCCUGGUUGUGAACUCUCAGAGAAAAACAUUCACAGGAGACAAAGUAACACAUGUAAUUGAAAAGAAGAGGCAGAAUGAAGCAGCAUUUGUAAAAACCCUGCAGUCAUCUGUGGGUGUUGUAAUUGAAAAUUGCCAAAACAAAUUUACAAUUGAAAAAAUGUCUGGUAUUGCUCGUCAGAUGGGGAUUCUGGUUGAUGAAGACCGUAAUGAGUGUCAGAGUGCCAGGAAGAUGGCAGACAAAAUCAUCAGCAGCAUCACAGACACAGUGAAACUCAAAGACACAGUGAAAUUCAAAGACACAGUGAAAUUCAAAGACACAGUGAAAUUCAAAGACACAGUGAAAUUCAAAGACACAGUGAAAUUCAAAGACACAGUGAAACUCAAAGACACAGUGAAACUCAAAGACACAGUGAAAUUCAAAGACAAGCAGCUACCCUUACAAGGGAAAAUCUGGAAAGAGAUUUCCCAGUUGGAGAAAGAGAUAUGUAGACUGAGAAAAGCAGGGGAUCAAGAAAUUGAACACUACAAGAGCUCUCUGAGGAUAAAGGAGAAAGAGCUGAGAGAGGAGCAACAAAAAUUGGAUAUGACAGAGGCAAUGACAAAUUUCCUAAUUGGCAUGUCAAGUUCAGAAGUGGAGCGAUCCUAUUUCAUCAAAUGGAUGCGAAUAUAUUUGGACAAUCUGUCACGGCAGAAUCUGUCUGGUUUGCGAGAAAAGUAUAAAAUGCUUCAGGAAAAAGAUUCUGCAGAUGAAAAAGACAUUGCAGAUUUGGAAAGGCAGAAAAAAGACAUUGCAGAUUUGGAUAGGCAAAUAUCUGAUUGUUCCCUGGGACUUGAACACUUCCUGCGUGAGUUAGGGCAGUUAUAUGAAGCUUCCUGCUCCCUCCCUGAAGACAGUCCUCAAAGGAAACAGAUGGAGCAUCUCCCUGGAUUGUGUGCUGAGAUGCUGUUGGAUGGUUUCCCCAUUGAGCUUGUGGAUGGAGCUGCAUCAAAUAUCCCCCUGAAAUGGAUUUCAGCUGUUCUGACUCAGCUUCAUACUCUUGUGGACUCUAACAGCAAGAUCCGGGUUGUUACAGUUUUAGGGGUCCAAAGCACUGGGAAGUCCACUCUCCUCAACACCAUGUUUGGGGUCCAGUUUGCUGUCAGCAGUGGAAGAUGCACCAGAGGUGCCUUCAUGCUACUGAUUAAAGUCAACAAAGAACUCGAGGAGCUGAAAUGUGACUUCAUCAUGAUCAUUGACACAGAGGGGUUGAAAUCACCAGAGUUGGCUCAACUAGAUGACAGCUAUGAACAUGACAAUGAACUGGCAACACUGGUGAUAGGACUCAGUGAUGUCACUAUCAUCAACAUCGCCAUGGAGAACUCCACAGAGAUGAAAGACAUUCUGCAGAUUGUUGUUCAUGCUUUUAUCAGGAUGAAGGWAGUGGGGAAGAAGCCGAUAUGUCAUUUUGUGCACCAGAAUGUGUCAGACAUGUCUGCUCAUGACAACAAUAUGAGGGACAGAAAGAAGUUGUUGGAACAGUUGAAUGAAAUGACCCAGGCAGCAGCCAGAAUGGAGAAGAAGGAGAAUAUCACCAAGUUCACUGAUGUGAUGGAGUAUGAUCCAGACACAAGCAGCUGCUACAUCCCAGGACUCUGGCAUGGGACUCCCCCGAUGGCUCCAGUCAAUGCAGGCUACAGUGAGGCUGUAUAUGACUUCAAAAAGAGCUUGAUGCAAGAUUUAAGAAACUGUCAGAGAAAUGAUGAUUUGACACAUUUCAUGAAGUGGACAGAAAGCUUGUGGGAGUCUGUUAAAUUAGAGAACUUCAUCUUUAAUUUCAGAAACAGCUUGGUUGCAGAUGCAUACUCCAGAUUAUGCACUGAGUACAAUAGUUGGGAAUGGGCCUUGCAGAAAGAGAUGUAUAAAUGGAUGGUGGGUGCUGAAACAAAAAUUUCUAAUUUUGGCAUGACAGUUCUUAAUCCCCAGAUCACCAUCAGAGAAAUGCUUAAUGACCUGAUGAGGGAAGCAUCGGAUAAGCUGUCAGUGGGGGAAAAGGAAAUCCAAAACAAUCUAAUUACAUACUUUAAAAAGCAAGAUGGCCAUGUCAAUUUGGUGGAAAAAUACAGGGAAGGCUUUGUUGCCAGUGCUAAAACACUGAGACGAGAGACACAAAACACAGUGAGUAACGUUCUACAUGGAGCUGUUGAGAUCAAAGAGGGAAUGGCCCAACUGGAUGACAUCAAGAGUUCACAGGCAAAUACAAUGGAGAAUAAGGUACUUGCUUUGCUGCAAACCUGUAGACAGAACAAAUCUGAUUUAUCAGAUGAGGCCCUCAGAAAAGAGUUUGAAAGAAUGUGGAAGGAAACUCUGUCUGAGAUCAAAUUCAGAGGACUCACAAAAAGAAAUGUUGCUGAUGAUGCCUUCAACAUUUUACGUGACCAUUUAUCUACAAGGCCGGCUCAUGUCAAAAGUAUGUUGGAUGAAAACAAGUUGGUUGAUUGUGGGAAGACAGCCCUUAUUGUGGAAUCAGGGAGGUGGCAGCAGUUUAUAGGCUUUUUAAAAUUCUGGGAUCUAGACCAAAAGAAGAAAAUGCAACAGUUGUGUGACAACAUAAUAAUGAAGUGUCAGUUGUUUAUAACACAGAAGGUGAAAAGCAAAACAGAUUACCAUGAUACUUACAUCAAAGAGCUGCUUAGAAUAAUUGAUGAAACAUGGCAACAAAACAACAAAUUUAAAGUAAGUGAGGAAUGUAAGGUGGAUCUAAAGCUGCACAUCUGUGGCAUAGCAACCAGAGAGUUUCAGAAGAAGCAUGAUGAUUUCAUUGCAGUCAACGACCCACGACUAUGUCUGGAACAGUCUAAGAACAAGUACCUUACUGACUUCAUAGACUUGUUUCAUAACCGAGAUCAGUGCCUAAAGAAAGCUGAGGAGUUCACAAAGCUCUUACAGCCAGCUGUACAGGAUUAUGUGACAAAAAUGAUUGGUCCUGAUGUGGUUGAUGAAGUGAAGACAGGUGAAGGGUCAAAGGAUUACAGCACAAGAGGGGCUUUCCAGUUCUCCGUUUUGGAACAGCUCCUGAUGGAUGGGAAAUAUGACGGGAACUACAGAGAGUACAUAAACCAUUAUGAAAGGUUUGUGAAGGACUGGCUGUUUGACCAAAUUUCCAAUCAACUCUCUAAGGACCGCAGUCUAGAGAAAUUGGAGAACAAACAUCUUUCAGAGAUAGUCAAGAUAAUCACUGAUACAAUUUCUAACAUCAGAAAAUCACAUAGCCCUAUAAAAAAUAUCAAGACUUUUAUUCAUAACAUCUGCCUGGCCCUUGGAGAGAAGCUUGUCUUUCCAAAGGAUGCUCUGGAUUCCAUCAUGAUUCUGAACAAUGCAAACACAGAACAGUUUGCUGACUACCUCACAGAGUUUGUGGGGGAAAUGGAGCAGUCACUGGCACCUAAGUAUGACAAGGAUGGAGACAUCGAAGAGAGACUAAGAUCUCUGCCAUUCAAGCCUCAGGACAAGAUGUUCACCAGUCUGUUUGGCUGUGGGGAGGUAUGUCCUUUCUGCAAAGCACCAUGUGAAGCAGGAGGUAAGGAGCAUACCAAACACUUCACCUCUAUUCACCGUCCACAAGGAGUCAGUGGUUCGAUAAAUUUAAAUACAGGUGUUUUAAGAACUGACAUAUGUUCAUCCUCUGUGAUUAGUGACAGAAAAUUCAACACAAACCUGACUGAAGGCAAAUUUCACCCCUACAAGGAGUACCAGACAUAUUACCCUGACUGGAUGAUAACUGGAGAUUCCAGCAUUGAGGCUUCAGACUACUGGAAGUACGUGAUGGCCAAAUUCAAUAAGAGAAUCGCUACAGAGAUAAAUGCACACCCUGCUGAUAUCCCAGAGGACUGGAAGGCAUUAACACCUGAUGAUGCAAUGAAGAGCUUGAAAAACGCAUUCAACGUGAAAUAAAGUGGAAAAAGAUAGCAUGAUUCUUCUUGACCUAUACAAAGAAUUGGCCAAUCAAAGAUUUCAGACAUUUCAACCAGAAAUAACUUACCAAGCAUGAAUGUGACAACACAGCAACACAAAGCCAAGAUACAGUCAAUUCAAUCAAGAACUAUUGUAAUAUAUAGCGAAUCUUGAAAUUCCAAUUUAAUUUGUGAUUUAAAAAACAACAAAAUGGGGCCCUCGCCACUCGUUUUGAUAGUCAGCUGAAGGAUGGGGCUAUGGAAAUAAAACAUUAAUUUUGGGGUUAUGAUUAAGACAGACAGUUCAGGUCAUGAGGCAUUUAUGGUCCGGGCGUAGGGACUCCGGCAGGUCCUGGCUGAGGGACUCCGGCAGGUCCUGUCUUGAGGA